ACCACGUAUAUAUGUGGAAGGAGCUGCUGCGUAUGAGAAACUAAGAGUUGCACAUCGGUACGCAGAAGAAAGAAACAAAACAAGCUACAAGCAAUGAACAGGGUAAAGCUGUACCCAAAAGUGAAAGGUGAACCAAAUGAAGUAAAAAUAUCACCACGAGACCUAAAUAUAGUAUGGGGCUCUGAUGAGAAUCAGUGGGAGAUUAAUCACGGAGAAGGAUAUGCAUUAGCAAAGGAAGUGAUGUGGUUUGAAGUAAAAGCGACAUACAGAGGAGCAAAAGCAGGGAGAAAAUAUAAGGUUGGGUUCAAUAUCAGCUUAGAUCAUGAUGCGCAUGGAUGGGAGGGCAGUCCAGUGUUCAUGAUGGCUACGGUUGGAUUCUCAAGUGACUACAAUUGGAAGAAGCUGUAUAUCAAAAAAGACCUUCAAAAGACAGACUUUCCCAACGAUUACGAGAUCGAAAUUCCAGUCUCAGCCAGAGACACCACCCUGCAGUUUGGUCUUUAUGAAAUCUGGAAUGGCAAAUGGAAGAAAGGCUUGCGCAUUCAUCAUGCUUUUGUUAACCAACUUUGAUCCACCUCCCUCCCAUCACAUCUUUCUCUUUGUGUGGGCCAUCUUUUCUUUUUCUCCACUCUCUCACCACUACACUUAUGUAUUACAAUCUCAAUAAUCCACACAAUCUCAUUUAAACUCCAGCAUUGGUUAUGUUCUUCUA
Cucurbita maxima (winter squash) is the source of this 712-nucleotide messenger RNA. Its product is annotated as protein PHLOEM PROTEIN 2-LIKE A9-like. The record is from RefSeq and is a predicted model, not a curated record. Lineage: Eukaryota; Viridiplantae; Streptophyta; Magnoliopsida; Cucurbitales; Cucurbitaceae. The coding region runs from base 94 to 570 and encodes 158 amino acids. The transcript has 3 exons.